CUCAGGGAGAGAGAGAGAGAGAGAGAGAGUGAGUGAGAGAGAGAGAGAGAGAAAGAGAGAGAGAGAGAGCCUGAGCCAGACCUCCAGUGGAGCUAGUGGGGGAAACUUGCGUACAUGCUGGCAUCUCCAGUCCUGAGUUUGUGUUCGAGCCCAAACUUGGUCUACGCCUUCAAUCCACUGAAGAGGACUUAGAAGUUUAUUUCUUUCUCCAUUUUCCUUCUUCUCCUCUAUUUUUUCCCCCCCGUUCUCUUUUGGUUUGUCAGCCCGCCGUUUCUUUUUUUUCACCACACCGGUGAACAGGAUGAUAGCCGCACAGCUCCUGGCCUACUACUUCACCGAGCUGAAGGAUGACCAGGUGAAAAAGAUCGAUAAGUACCUGUACUCCAUGCGCUUCUCGGAUGAGACGCUCCACGACGUCAUGGUGCGCUUCGGGCGCGAGAUGGAGAAGGGCUUGGGCCGGGACACCAACCCUACCGCCACCGUCAAGAUGCUGCCCACCUUCGUCAGGUCCAUCCCGGACGGAUCAGAAAAGGGGGACUUCAUUGCUUUGGAUCUCGGAGGCUCCAACUUCCGUAUCCUGCGAGUUAAGGUUUCUCAUGAGAAGAAACAGACUGUGCAGAUCGAGACGGAGAACUAUGACACCCCAGAGGACAUCAUGCAUGGGGGUGGAACCAGGUUGUUUGACCAUGUGGCUGAGUGCCUGGGUGACUUCAUGGAGAAGCAGAAUAUCAAGGACAAGAAGCUGCCUGUCGGCUUUACUUUCUCCUUCCCCUGUGCACAGACCAAACUGGACGAGGCUGUUUUGCUGACUUGGACCAAACGAUUCAAAGCCAGCGGAGUAGAGGGCAUGGAUGUGGUCCAGCUUCUGAACAGAGCCAUCAAAAAGCGCGGGGACUAUGAGGCGGACAUCAUGGCUGUCGUAAACGACACGGUCGGAACGAUGAUGACUUGUGGGUUUGAUGACCAUCGUUGUGAAGUUGGCAUAAUCAUCGGCACUGGGACCAACGCGUGCUACAUGGAGGAGCUGCGGCACAUCGACCUGGUGGAGGGAGACGAGGGCCGCAUGUGCAUCAACACGGAGUGGGGCGCGUUCGGCGACGACGGGAAUCUGGAGGACAUCCGCACUGAGUUUGACCGGGAGAUUGACAGAGGAUCCCUCAACCCCGGCAAACAACUCUUUGAGAAGAUGGUGAGCGGAAUGUACAUGGGGGAGCUCGUGAGGCUCAUCCUGGUCAAGAUGGCCAAAGAGGGCCUGCUGUUCGAGGGACAGAUCACCCCAGAGCUGCUGACCAGAGGGAAAUUUGAAACCAAAUACGUCUCAGCCAUGGAGAAGAGCAAGGAGGGCUUGAGCAAAGCCAAAGAGAUAAUGACCCGUCUGGGUGUGGAGGCGUCGACGGACGACUGUAUCGCCGUCCAGCACAUCUGUAGCAUCGUGUCCCACCGCUCGGCUAACCUCAUCGCCGCCUCGCUCGGCGCCAUCCUGCUCCGCCUGAAGGAGAACAAGCACGUGCCCCGCCUCCGCACCACCGUGGGCAUCGACGGCUCCCUCUACAAGAUGCACCCACAUUAUUCCCGCCGCUUGCACAAGACUGUCCGCCGGCUAGUGCCCGACUCCGACGUCCGCUUCCUCCUCUCGGAGAGCGGCAGCGGCAAAGGGGCCGCCAUGGUGACGGCCUGGGCCUACCGGUUGGCCGACCAGACCCGGCAGAUCGAGGAGACCCUGGACCAGUUCCGCCUCUCCAAGACCCAGCUGUUGGAGGUGAAGAAGAGGAUGAGGGUGGAGAUCGAGCACGGUCUGGGGAAGAGCACUCAGGACAAGGCCACGGUCAAGAUGCUGCCCACAUACGUGAAGCAGACUCCUGACGGCACAGAGAAUGGAGACUUCUUGGCUUUGGAUCUGGGAGGAACGAACUUCAGAGUGCUCUUGGUGAAGAUUCGCAGUGGCAAAAGGAGGACAGUGGAGAUGCACAACAAGAUCUACGCCAUCCCACAGGAGAUCAUGCAGGGCACUGGGGAGGAGCUCUUUGAUCACAUCGUCCACUGCAUAUCUGACUUCCUGGACUACAUGGGCAUGAAGAAUGCCCGCUUGCCUCUUGGGUUCACUUUCUCCUUCCCUUGCCAGCAGACGAGCCUGGAUGCGGGCAUCCUUGUGAACUGGACAAAAGGUUUCAAAGCCACCGACUGUGAGGGGGAGGACGUGGUGGGGCUGCUCAGGGAGGGGAUCAAGAGGAGGGAGGAGUUUGACCUUGACGUGGUGGCCGUUGUGAACGACACUGUUGGUACAAUGAUGACCUGUGCGUAUGAAGAGCCGACAUGCGAGGUUGGGCUGAUCGCAGGCACGGGCAGCAAUGCCUGCUACAUGGAGGAGAUGAGGAACAUCGAGACGGUCGAGGGGGACGAGGGACGGAUGUGUGUCAACAUGGAAUGGGGCGCCUUUGGAGACAACGGGUGCCUGGACGACAUCAGGACAGAGUACGACAGGACCGUGGACGAGCUGUCCCUCAACCCAGGCAAGCAGAGGUAUGAGAAGAUGUGCAGUGGCAUGUACCUGGGAGAGAUCGUACGGAACAUUCUCAUCGACCUGACCAAACGUGGCUUCCUGUUCCGAGGCCAGAUUUCAGAGACGCUGAAAACCCGGGGCAUCUUUGAAACCAAGUACCUCUCUCAAAUUGAGAGUGACCGUCUUGCUCUACUGCAAGUGAGGUCCAUCCUGCAGCACCUGGGCCUGGACAGCACCUGCGAUGACAGCAUCAUCGUGAAGGAGGUGUGUGGCACCGUGUCCCGCCGCGCCGCUCAGAUCUGCGGAGCCGGAAUGGCCGCCGUGGUGGACAAGAUCCGCGAGAACCGAAAACUGGACCACCUGAACGUCACCGUGGGAGUGGACGGAACUCUCUACAAGCUCCAUCCACACUUCUCCCGGAUCAUGCACCAGACGGUGAAGGAGCUGGCCCCCAAGUGCAACGUCAACUUCCUGCUGUCGGAGGACGGCAGCGGCAAGGGCGCCGCGCUCAUCACGGCCGUGGGCUGCCGCCUGCGCGAGCAGGAAAAGCAGCAGAGCUGAGCGCCCCGCCGCUCGGCCGACCGACCUCUGACCUUCGACCUUUGACCUUUGACCUCCGCCCUCCGCCCUGCACCCUCCGCCCAGCGCCCCUGUUCCCUCCUCGUCGCCGCCUCUGCCGCUGCUGCUCCUCCUCCAGCCUGAUCGCCGCAGCCGUGACCGCGCUUGGCCCCUCCUCCUCUCCGCUCAGCUCCGCCCUCCAUAGGGAACACACCACAGUGGGGGGGGGGUGGAGGUGUGUGUG
Messenger RNA from Sardina pilchardus (European sardine), 3302 nucleotides. Its product is annotated as hexokinase-1-like. NCBI's taxonomy places the organism in Eukaryota, Metazoa, Chordata, Actinopteri, Clupeiformes, Clupeidae. Gene Ontology annotation, molecular function: D-glucose binding; mannokinase activity; ATP binding. Gene Ontology annotation, cellular component: cytosol; mitochondrion. The coding region runs from base 302 to 3061 and encodes 919 amino acids. The record is from RefSeq and is a predicted model, not a curated record. Gene Ontology annotation, biological process: glucose metabolic process; glycolytic process; carbohydrate phosphorylation. The transcript has 18 exons.